This is a messenger RNA of Torulaspora globosa, 2490 nucleotides long. It is a transcript of the gene VTC2, whose product is annotated as vacuolar transporter chaperone. The record is from RefSeq and is a predicted model, not a curated record. Lineage: Eukaryota; Fungi; Ascomycota; Saccharomycetes; Saccharomycetales; Saccharomycetaceae. The coding region runs from base 1 to 2490 and encodes 829 amino acids. Gene Ontology annotation, cellular component: fungal-type vacuole membrane; vacuolar transporter chaperone complex. The transcript has a single exon.
AUGUUGUUUGGUGUUAAAUUGGCCAAUGAUGUGUAUCCGCCUUGGAAGGAUUCGUAUAUUGACUAUGAACGGCUCAAGAAACUGCUAAAAGAAGGUGUUAUUAGAGAUACGUCGAAUGGAGCAAGGAAGAAGAGUGAGGGUCGUGACUUUGCUUGGAGCGACCAUGAUGAAUCGCGAUUUGUGGAAGCGUUGGAUAAGGAGUUGGAGAAGGUUUAUGGCUUUCAAAUCAAGGAGUACAACACUUUGUUGGAGAGAUUGGGCAGAUUGGAGUCGCAGACGAACUCUGAAGAGAGUAUCAAGAACUUGGAUGCGGAUGCGUUCCAAAGCAUGCUUGAGGAUUUGCUGAGUGAGGCACAGGAAUUGGACAAUUUCUACCGUUUGAACUACACGGGAUUCGUCAAGAUUGUUAAGAAACACGAUAAACUGCACCCAAAGUAUGGUUCUGUGAAGUCACUACUGGAAGUGAGGUUGAAGGAGUUGCCAUUUCACUCUGAAGAAUUGUCGCCGCUGUUGUACCGUAUAUCGUUGCUUUACAAUAUCCUGAGAAGCAACUUCAGUAAUGUGUCGAAAUCGUUGGAGGACGCCCCUAAGUUUUCUAGUGUGACAGGCUCGUUGACGGGAGAAACGAAUUUCGAGAGUUUCAAAUUUUGGAUCCACGACGAUAAUUUGAUGGAGGUCAAGACCCGCAUCUUGAGACACUUGCCCGUGCUUGUGUACGCAUCUGCGCCGACCGAGAAUGAUGAUCUCAUUGAUAGAUAUGGGGUUCUCGAUACCGAUGUGGCAGCUGCGUCUAGCAGCUCCAGCGGCGAGAACCAGGAAGGUGUUCAGGAUAAAUCACUUGAUCCCGUUAUAAACGCGUUGUAUUUCGAUAACGAGCAGUUCGAGUUGUAUAACAACAAAUUGCUCAAAACUAACUCGGCGCCCACGUUGAGGUUGCGAUGGAUCGGUAGACUCAUCGACAAGCCGGCCAUUUUCCUUGAGAAAAGAAUGGUAGUCGAGGAUCCGCAAACUGGGAACACCGAAUUGGAAGAGACCAGGUUAGAAAUGAAGACCAAAUACAUUAACGGUUUCAUCUUCAACGGCGACGAGAAAUACAAAGAACAAACCUUGAGCAAGUUGAAGGAAAGCGGUACUAGACAGGAUGAAAUUGUCAAGGCGACCAACAAUUUCGAUUCAUUACAGAAAUUUAUCAUGCAGGAAGAAUUGCAACCUGUUUUGAGAACGACUUACCGCAGAACGGCCUUCCAAAUCCCUGGUGACGACAGAGUCAGAGUCACUAUCGAUUCCGAUAUUCUUUAUAUCAGGGAGGACUCGUUUGAUAAAGAUCGCCCCAUCAGAGACUCUAAUAACUGGCACAGAACCGACAUCGAUUCCAACAUCAGCAAUCCAAUGAAGAUCUUGAGAAGUGGUGAAUACUCUAAGUUCCCAUACUCAGUCAUGGAGAUCAAGGUGAAGAAUCCAGCGUCGGGUCAAGGAACCGGCGCUUCGACAGGCAAGCUAAGAAAACAUGGGCAAUGGAUUUCAGAGCUAACCAACUCUCAUUUGGUUAAGGAAGUGCCUAAAUUUUCUCUCUACAUUCAGGGUGUUGCAUCAUUGUUCGGUGAUCAAGAGAAACUUGACGUACUACCAUUCUGGCUGCCAGAGCUAGAGGUCGAUAUCAGGAUCGACCCCAAACAAGCCUACGAGAAAGAGAAAACGAAGAUGAAAAAGCGGAAGGAGGCUCAGGCUGAGAUUGAUAGGAUGAGGAGAUUCUCGCGAAUCUCUUAUCCAAAUAUUGCUGAGCAGCAGCAGACAAGACAAGCCCAAGAAGAAAACCAAUCACGAGUGAAACAAAUCGAGGCUGAUCUUGAGGACCAUGAGUCGUCUGAUGAGGAAGAUGAAGCACACAGAAAGAAGACAUCUAGGAAACACAAGCCCAGAACCGAGGCUACUUUCUUGAAAAUUUUGGCUGGACAAAACCCAAAGCUGACAGGUGUCGACUCCGAAGACGAGGAGAUUUCCUUACCGCCUGGUGUUCAAAAACCAACCAGCUACAUUAAGAACGCUGGUCCCGUCAAGGUCGAGGCCAAAGUUUGGUUGGCAAACGAACGUACUUUCAACAGAUGGUUAAGAGUGACGAGUUUAUUAAGUAUUCUAACCUUCUCCAUCUACAAUUCGGUCAAGAAAGCUGAGUUUCCGGAACUAGCCAACUUCCUCGCCUACGUAUUCUUCGGCUUGACGAUCUUCACCGGCAUCUGGUCCUACUCGGUUUACCUAAAGAGAUUGAGCGCUAUUAAAGAAAGAAACGGAAAACACUUGGACGCUCCGUUGGGUCCAAUCCUUCUGGCUGCUGUGAUAUCUAUCACUUUGGUCAUCAACUUCGUUGUCGCAUUCAGAGAAGCAUACAAGGAUCAGAACAAUUCAUUCUCGACCAUGACAAGCGGCGAAUUGCCCAGCGCUCUCAAGCCAAUUCAAACCUUCAUAUUUCGCCUCGUCGGUGCAAAGAAGUAA